AUGUAUGGCGAUUUGGGAACCAAGCUGGUCCAACAUGCCAAACGCACGCAAUCCCUCGCGUAUCUCCCUCCCUACCAGAGGGAAAUCGUUCAAGCAAUGACACGUGAAGUCCGCGACCUGGACAGAGAUGUGGCUCGUAUCCUUGAACAGCUCGAACAAGCUCGCGUAACGGCUGAAGGAGGAGAAGGAGGUGUCCCUCAGUCAUCGUUCAAUCCCGCAGACGACCCAGCAACGGCAUGUGCCCUCUUAGUCGACCAUCUAUCGAUGCGACGCAACAAACGCUGCCUUCUCGCAUAUCACCGAAUCCGGGCAGAGAAGAUUGAGGAAAUGUGCUGGAAUGGGAUUGACCCCCUAGAGCACCAACUACGACAGCGAGAAAUCGAGAGCGAGAACAAGAACGAUGAAGAUAGCGGCGUGCCAAAGGGAGACAGGACCGCUCUCUCAAGUGGCUAUUACAAUAGCUCACUGACGCCGGUGGAAGAAGAGUAUUUUCGACAGUACAAUGAUAUGCUAAUGGCGUAUAAAGGCCAUUGGACAGAUAUUGAUUUGACGGGCAGCCUGGAGCCACCCAAGGAAUUAUACAUUGAUGUUCGAGUGCUAAAGGAUGCUGGCGAGAUCCAGACUGAAUACGGGUAA
This is a messenger RNA of Arthroderma uncinatum, 636 nucleotides long. Its product is annotated as DNA replication complex GINS protein PSF1. The transcript is spliced from 2 exons. Bases 1 to 636 code for a protein of 211 amino acids. Gene Ontology annotation, biological process: DNA replication; DNA strand elongation involved in mitotic DNA replication. The record is from RefSeq and is a predicted model, not a curated record. NCBI's taxonomy places the organism in Eukaryota, Fungi, Ascomycota, Eurotiomycetes, Onygenales, Arthrodermataceae. Gene Ontology annotation, cellular component: GINS complex.